GUUAGACAAAAGAGAAUUUAUCUCUCUCUCUUCUUCAUUCUCAUUCUCUCUCUUCUCGAUCUACCCAAAGUAGCGGGAGCGAAUAGUAAAACAAUGACCGAUCACCACCACCACCACCACCACGCGCGGCUGAGCCGCCUCCGUACAACAACCCAGCUCCUCCGUCAAACCACAGCUUCUUUCUCUUCUCACCCUCUCACUUUCAUCUUCCUCACUUUCCUCCUCUUCUCCUUCCACUCUCUCGUCGAUCAUUGCUCUCUUCUCUUAACCUCUUUCGUCGAUAGUGACCCUUCUCUUCGCUCUCUCCUCUCUCGCCUCCCUCUUUACUCUCACUCCCAUACCCCCACGCGCUUCCAUCAUCACCGACGUGCUCCGUUUCUUCAGCUCACGCGCCUUGGUACCUUAGACGACGACUUCUUCUCCACCGACGAAAACGAUCCUCAUCGCCGAUCUCUUCAAGGCUCUUCCUUUCGUUCACCCAUCAACGCUACGACUGUAUUUCUCUCCGGAUUCGAGAGCAUUUCUGGAUUGUCUCGUCCAAUCGCCGAUAACGGACUUCUCCUUCCUCAAAUCAUUCGCUCCGGCGUCGUUUUACGGCAGCUCGAGAAGGACGAUCUUGGCGGCGAUGAAGAAGAUAUGAAAUUGGAUGAAUCUGAGCUCGAUCGUGAAACUGAGAAGAAAGAUAAAGAAUUUGAGAGUUUUGUGGAUCUGAAGAUGUUUUUUAAAGGAUUGGAGUUAGGACGUCAUGACGCUGCGGCUCUGUUCUUCUUGGUGAGCUUUUUAUCAGCUGCUUAUGGAUGGGUGAUUCUAGGGUUUACCACUGUUUACUCAUUGGUGUUGGCGAUUAUGUUUGUUACUGUAAUCAACGAUUUGCUUGGUAGGUUUCCUUCGUUUCUUGGGGUUGUUUGGAGUGGUUCAAGAUUGGGGUUUAAGAGAGUUACAGGAUUCGUUUUAAUGAGAUGGGCAGUGAGAGAUGCUUUGACACAGCUUCUUGGUUUAUGGUAUUUUGGAGAGGUUGAAGAUCAGUUCUCGUUUUUCAGGCUCUUUGUGAGGUUAAAGUUGAUGCCUUUCACUGUUAUGCCGCCAUGGAUUAGAGGCUUCGAGAAGGAGAUAUCGGGUUUCUUGUUCGCUUGGUUUCUACUUGAUACGCUUGUUGGUUUGAUAUUAGCUGUUGAUGCGUUUGUUGCUAUUGUGGAUUCAAGAAGGAGAGGAAGGGAGAUCGUGAAGGAAGGUCUCUAUUUGAUUUCUCUUCUGUUGCAUCAGGCCGUGCAGCUAAAGUGUCUUGAAGCGAUUCUUUGUGGAUCUUUCUUCAGAUGGGUUCUGGUUCGAAUGCUAGGGAAAAGCUUUGCUUCUGUGAUCCAAUCUGCGUUGGAAGUUUACUUCAUGGCGGCUUGGUUAGUGUUCUACUUAGCAGCUAAGUGUAAAGAUGCGCACGCAGACGGUAGGAGGUUUGGGAGAAGAGAAAUGGAGAACUUGAUCGAUGGGCUGAGAUGAUAAUGAAUUGGGGAUCUCUAGGAUAAUCUUUUGGUUUCCAAAGGACUAAACCUUGGCUUCGAUGCUUAAUGCCAGUGGCGACAUCUCUAUGCCACAAGUUGUCAUGACUUUAGGUUCCUUUGGAUUUAGAAUUACAGUUAAUUGAUAAGAAUUGCCAACAAUUCGAUGUAUGUACGCACCUAGGAUUACUUGUUAGCUAUGAAAGAGGGAGCAUGAUACAACUACUGUGUAUACUCAUUUGCAAGAUUUUCCUUUGUAUAUAUCUUGCUGCAUUUUUUGAUAUCUAUACCAUGAGGUGAUCAAUUUUUUUUUUUAUCAUUUUGGGAAUGAUUAUAGAAACCCUUUGGAUACAUUACUCGGCUUAAAUGUACUUAUCUUGUAGCCAUUUUAA
Molecule: messenger RNA, 1885 nt
Organism: Arabidopsis lyrata subsp. lyrata
Lineage: Eukaryota; Viridiplantae; Streptophyta; Magnoliopsida; Brassicales; Brassicaceae
Exons: 1
Coding region: 94-1494 (466 amino acids)
Source: RefSeq, a predicted model, not a curated record